AAUAUAACCUAUAAGUAGCUAUUUCAAAUGAGCGCGCAACUUGCUGAGCACACGACGGUUUUUUUGAAAGAUGAGUUCAUUAUUAAAGCAGUUACGCGAAACAAAAUCGUUUCUUUAUACAUUGCAGAACAACGUCAAUAGCAAACAGGAUGUCCUCGCAUGGUUCCAGGAUUUGUGUGGAAAACUUUGUGAUUUGCUGCUGAAAAUCGCAGAGAGUGUGCGUCAAAAUGGCGAACCAAUGAAUCAAAUUGACAAGGAAACAAUGCUAUUGUAUCUGCUGCAACUCAACACCACACUUUCUGUGCUGAUCAAAAUAUUUACUACUGAAGGUGAUAUUGGCAUAACAAUUAAUGAGUCGCGCCAAUGUAUUCUGCAGCAGAUAGCAAUGUGUCUAACUGGACUGGAGAAUGUCCUCAACUCCAAUGUGGUGGCAACAAAGAAUGUUGCCUCUGUUGGUUUUGUAAAAUACAUGGAUCUUGCACUUGAUAAGUUGACUGAGAUUGAUGUAGAGGGAGAAUUGAAGUUGGUUUGGACCAGCACAGAGAAUGCCAGGCAAGUGAUUGAAGAAGUGCUGUGUCAUGCUAUGUCCAUUGCUCAGGUGGCACUCAAGGAUGACUGCAAUGUCAUCAAGGGUAGUAGUAAGGAAGUUCUUCAUAAUUUUGAUUAUCUGGUUAAAGAAUUGCACCAGCCAACACCGCGAAUUUCCAUGUGUAAUCUAUUCAUCGACGCUGCUUGCGAUAAACUCUGCGCGCUCGAGCGCAAAGUGAAUGCGGCCGUGUUGAAGUUGUCCUUGAAAGUGUUCUCCGAAUGUGCUAAACCCCUGGAGGACUUGCACAGGUUUUGUCUACGCAGUCGACAGGACGAAGCGGCGUUGGAUGAAGCGGUGGCUGAUUUUGACUUGCAUGUUGACCGUAUGAUUCAAGUGGGACUGUUCGCAGUCUCCUGUUCUUCUGAUCGUAACUGCACACUUCGGAUGCGUAGUUGUUUGGCAUCUCUUGAGGCGCUAGAAGGUGAGCUGGUGCCGGCGCUGACUACGCUUGUCCAGGACUGCGCCGUGCAGAAUCUCUACCAUGCGGAAAUGCUUAAACACUAUUGGUUGCGGCAGGCUGGUGAUCUCAAGAAGCAUAUUUACCUCAUCAUCGAUCCAUUCGCGUUUUGUCAGGUGACGCAUGAGGUCAUCCGAGAUAUCAACGCUGAACUCGAAGAGCGUUUCCGCGAAGUUUCAGCCGUUGAUAAGAGUCAUAUCAAGCCAAUCACUCUUCAGGCGAAGAUUCUCUAUGAGAUGCUGCUUGUUAGUCUUGUGGAUAGUCCAAUUGAGAACCAGGCACUCAUACGGAGAUACCUCGACGACGUUAUUUGUGUAACAAUGGAAAUUGACGCUGCCGCUGAGAAACUGCUCUCCGAUGGUGAUGGCGAGAUGUGUAAAACGAACGUCUUGAGGGUUUUCAAGCGGUGUAAGGUGCAGGAAAACAUCCUCAAGAAACUACUCGACGCCUUGAGUAAAUCCCCAACGUCGUGUAAGGCGAAGACAGUGUCAGCGCCGACCACGCCGUCAGAGAACAUCGCCGUUGAAGAGGAACAGGCGAUGGAGCACAUCACCACGCGCGGAAAGCAAAUACUCAGGGAUAGAAGUGUGCUGUACAAAACACCCAAUAAGGCUCCACUAAACAUUGCCGUACAACAACUACAUGGUCGUGUACCGCAGCCGUUAUCACGCCUGCUUCACCAGCGCAACAUGCAAUUCUCCCAUUCACGCUCCGAAACGACAUCUUGCGAUCUGCAAAUAACAGAUAUCCUCGACAAUCUCACGCUGCUUUCUGCGUCCUUACAACAGUGAUCACAAAAUCAGAUUGUUGUAAUGCAGACAAUUUAAGUUUUUCAUAUUCUCUCGCCCGCGGAUCGGGCUCCACCUGCCUAUUGUCACAAACUCCUGCUUCUGGUCAUUUUUGCUGCUUUGCUGAGGCGGAGAAGUAUGCUCAUCUUUGUCGUCAAUGGCUGUUUCAACUGCAGCGUUAUAUUUUAGUCUUAUAUGUAGCUGUUUUUGGCAUGGAGGAAGACAAGGGUCGAAAACUUCUUGCGGUUUGUAGCGGCGGCGACGGCGAUGUCGUAAUGCAAUGGGCAAUAUUCUUUUUAUUGAUUUUAAAUGCUGAGCGAAGAUGACGCGGAAAUUUGUGUCGUACUCUUUUGUACUAGCUGAAGCUGGGCAAGUGCACAUUGAACGCCAAUGAGGAAUCAGUUUGAAGUUGAAGGCUUCAUAGAACGCCCAAUUGUGCUCGAUGGCUGUUGCGUCAUGCGUUUGCAGUAAGCGAUGUGAAUACUAACAAAGAAACAAACGAAUACAUCUGUAUAAUCUAA
This is a messenger RNA of Dalotia coriaria, 2355 nucleotides long. RefSeq names its product serendipity locus protein alpha. The record is from RefSeq and is a predicted model, not a curated record. Gene Ontology annotation, cellular component: adherens junction; cytoplasm; membrane. Gene Ontology annotation, biological process: cell-cell adhesion; cell migration; cellularization. The coding region runs from base 71 to 1837 and encodes 588 amino acids. NCBI's taxonomy places the organism in Eukaryota, Metazoa, Arthropoda, Insecta, Coleoptera, Staphylinidae. The transcript is spliced from 5 exons. Gene Ontology annotation, molecular function: beta-catenin binding; actin filament binding.